Molecule: messenger RNA, 1534 nt
Organism: Haliotis rubra (blacklip abalone)
Lineage: Eukaryota; Metazoa; Mollusca; Gastropoda; Lepetellida; Haliotidae
Product: F-box DNA helicase 1-like
Exons: 9
Coding region: 1-1002 (333 amino acids)
Biological process (GO): replication fork processing; double-strand break repair via homologous recombination
Cellular component (GO): nucleus
Molecular function (GO): ATP binding; hydrolase activity; DNA binding
Source: RefSeq, a predicted model, not a curated record
AUGCCGGCAAGCAAACAGACCCUGUCUUGUCACAUCCGAGGGGAGAAGGUGGGACAGAUAGCGAUCAUCUCCCGACUCAACUUCACCGUGUUCAGUGAAGCUGUAACCAAGUGCUGCUACUCACAAAAUGAGUACAAGGUGGCAUUUGUCGGGGGCACAGACAACUUCGGGUUCCCCACGAUCAUGGAUAUCUACGUGCUGAUGUUGACACCAGAAGACAGGAAGAAAGAAAACCGGACAAUAAAGAAUGUGUUUAUUAGCAAGUUUCCUGGCUUAGCUGAGUUAGAGAAGUAUGCCACGAAAGUGUCCGACUUGGAGCUGAUGGGGAAGAUCCGCAUAGUGAGGACGUUUCACCACAACAUACCUAUGUGUCUCAGCAAGAUCUCAGCCAAGUGUGUCAGCGACCUCAGACAAGCAGAUAUCAUCUUCAGUACUGCACACAAGGCUAAGGGACUGGAGUUCUCAACAGUCCAGGUGACAGAUGACUUCAUCAAUGCCUCAAGUCAAAGUGCUCGCAUAGAUCUCCGAAGUCUCAGGAACCCAGCAUGUAUACCUGCAGAUGAAGCUAAUCUACUUUACGUGGCUGUCACCCGUGCCAAGAACGCACUCGUGCUGUCCCCGAUGCUGGUGAAAGUGCUCCAGAAUAAUGGGGAGAAGUUUGAAUACCCAGUGAGCAGCGAUCACCUACAGAACAUCGGCGACCCUUUCAAGUGUCGCGAGACAGAUGCGGAGUUCAAACCACAGGCUUUGACACUCAGACGACAAGACAUAACUGUGGGCGAGGCAGAUCACCGCAAAGGUGGUGUGUAUGGGCCACAGAUCCUGAGUGAAAACAUUCACAGGUUUGCUGAGCUGCUUGGAGACCCAAACCUCAAGCCAAAGACAAGUGUGGUUGGUAAUGGUGUUAACGACAUCGUACAUCCCAGGAUUCUCUAUGACCAAAAUGGAGGAGAUAGUGAUGAGGAAGAUAGUGACGAGGAAGACCUUCCUUACCCAUUUUAGAGACAGGUGUGUGGAGAACAUGACAGCUGUGUGAAGACAUGUUACAGACAGCUAUGUGAAGACAUGUUACAAACAGGUAUGUGAAGACAUGUUACAAACAGCUAUGUGAAGACAUGUUACAAACAGGUAUGUGAAGACAUGUUACAAACAGGUAUGUGAAGACAUGUUACAAACAGGUAUGUGAAGACAUGUUACAAACAGGUAUGUGAAGACAUGUUACAGACAGGUAUGUGAAGACAUGUUACAAACAGCUAUGUGAAGACAUGUUACAAACAGCUAUGAGAAGACAUGUUACAAACAGCUAUGUGAAGACAUGUUACAAACAGCUAUGUGAAGACAUGUUACAAACAGCUAUGUGAAGACAUGUUACAAACAGGUAUGUGAAGACAUGUUACAAACAGCUAUGUGAAGACAUGUUACAAGCAAGUAUGUGAAGAUGUGCUACAGAAAGCUACCUGAACACAUGUUACCGACAGGUGUGCGGAGAAGUGUUACAGACAGGUGUUUGGAGAAGUGUUACAGACAGGUGUGU